Molecule: messenger RNA, 5166 nt
Organism: Pseudomyrmex gracilis
Lineage: Eukaryota; Metazoa; Arthropoda; Insecta; Hymenoptera; Formicidae
Exons: 1
Coding region: 1-5166 (1721 amino acids)
Biological process (GO): DNA integration
Molecular function (GO): nucleic acid binding
Source: RefSeq, a predicted model, not a curated record
AUGUCUAACGAAGAAAACCCCGCCGUGUUGAAAAAACAGCGAGCUGUCAUUAAAGGCUCUUGUACGAGAAUUAACACAUACGUAGAAGCUAUUACUAGUCCUACCCCGAUGGUAGUGGCUCAACUCGAGGAGCGAAAAAAGAGGUUAGACAGUUGUUGGUCCGAGUAUAACCAAGUGCAAACGCGGUUGGAGAUGCUCGAUGAGGCCGAGGGCGAGGACCGGUUUGCGUUCGAGGAGGCCUUCUAUGCCUUGUCGGCUAAAAUUCGAGGGUUGUUGAGUUCGCCAGUACGCAGCGCCGACGCAUCUCUUCGGCCGGUAACACCUCACGAACCGCAGGAAUCUUUGACGCACGUGCGUCUGCCGAAAUUAGAUCUUCCAUCGUUCUCGGGCAAAUACGACGAAUGGUUUCCGUUCUUUGAUGUAUUUAAUACAGUUAUACAUUCUAAUGCAUCUCUUAGCAAGGUGCAAAAGUUUCAGUACUUGAGGGCUUCCCUAACCAAUGAGGCAAAGAAUAUAGUAAAUUCCUUGGAGAUAUCAAACGCGAAUUACGAUGUCGCGUGGAAACUGCUCAAAGAACGUUAUGACAAUCAACGAGUUAUCGUUCAGAACCAUAUCAAGGCGAUCAUGGAACUACCGUUGAUGAACAAAGAAAAUUAUGCUGAACUACGACAGAUCGCGGACGGAGCCGCGAGACAUCUACACGCCCUUCAGGCAUUGAAACGCCCGGUUGACCAGUGGGACGAUUUGCUAAUCCACGUCCUCAGCUCAAAGCUCGAUCCGCGUACGUUACGCGAGUGGCAGUCGUCUCUCACGGGCACUGAAUUACCUAACCUCAAACAGUUUUUUGCCUUUCUUACGCAUCAAUGCCAAAUGCUCGAGGCUACCGACAAAUCGAGCGCUUCAAACGUAAGAAGUGGUAGCAUUCGCACUCGUUCGCAAUCGAGUUCCAAACAACAAGCAUCUUGCGUCGCGACAGUCAAAUCUAAGUGCAGUUACUGCCAGGGUGAACAUUCCAUUUAUUAUUGUAGGGGCUUCUUAGGACUCUCGGUAUCACAGAGAAUAUCAGAAGCUCGCAGCCGAAAGAUGUGCCUCAACUGCUUGCGAUCUUCUUCCCACGACUCAAGCAAGUGUACGUCAGGAAGUUGUAAGGUUUGUCAAGCAAAACACAAUACGCUGCUUCACGCAACAGCGACACCAGCAAAUUCUUCGGACCACGGCGGGGACAGCGGUGAAAGGCCUAAAGCGGUUAGUCAGGUAGCUAGCCCUGUCACUAGCGUAUCUAGUUUGGUUGGAGGCAGUCACGUCAUGUUGUCUACGGCUAUCGUUUACGCGUGUGAUAGUCAGGGUUCACUUACGCCGUGUCGCGCGUUGCUGGAUUGCGGUUCGCAAGCAAACUUCAUGUCAAAGAGUCUAGCAAACCGUCUCAGGUUAAAGCCGGAGUACUUAAACGUGUCUAUUUCCGGCAUAAGCGGCACUGCCGCAACUUCUACGCAAGUAGUUCAAGUCAGAAUACAAUCCCGAUUAAGUUCAUACACAAACUCCAUCAGUUGCAUUGUUACAGAUCGUGUGACUGAAAGGCUCCCAGCGUUCACGCUGAAGCGCAGAGCAUUAGACCUCCCACGCAAUCUCCGGUUGGCUGAUCCUCAGUUUCAUGUUUCGUCGGAGGUGGAUCUCUUGCUCGGAGCGGAUGUGUUUUGGGACCUGCUGUGCGUAGGACAGAUCAAGGCUUCUAACAAGCAUCCUACGCUUCAGAAAACGCUGCUAGGAUGGGUCAUUGCAGGUCGGUUUUGUGGUUCGACUCAAUCACCACACAAAGUACACUCGUGUCACGCCGCCGUAACGAACGUUCAGUUGCACGAACAGUUAAGUCGCUUCUGGCAAUUAGAUCACAAUUUCGAACAGGUAACCAGUUACACUAUCAACGAGAACCUGUGCGAACAACAUUUCUUAAGAAGUGUAACUCGGAACCCACAGGGUAGGUUCGUAGUCAAACUGCCCAUCAAGGAGCAGGUGUUGCACAAGCUCGGAGGUUCAUAUGACAUCGCGUUAAAGCGGUUGAGAAGUCUGGAAAGACGCUUUCAACGUGAUACGGAUCUUAAAGAUCAGUAUACACAGUUCAUCAAGGAGUAUUUGGCGUUGGGUCAUAUGCGACUUCUCGACUCGCAGCCCGUUGACGAUUCCAUGUCCUGCUACUUACCGCAUCACUGCGUGUACAAGGUCACGAGUCAGUCACGCAAACUACGCGUUGUGUUCGACGCGUCCUGUAAGACUAGCAGCGGCGUGUCUUUAAAUGACGCUCUCAUGGUCGGUCCGGUCGUGCAGCAGGACUUGAUGUCUAUACUGAUUCGAUUUCGCAGUUUUCGUUACGUCUUCACGGCGGACAUAGUAAAAAUGUACCGUCAGGUUCUGCUAGACCCUUCGCAAACGCGCCUGCAGCGAAUCCUGUGGCGUGACGACCCUAACGACAGAGUCGACGCUUACGAGUUGAAUACGAUCACCUAUGGCACUUCGUCUGCAUCUUACCUGGCUACUCGAUGUUUGUUGCACUUAGCCGAACAGCACUCUUCUCAGUUUCCCGUUGGUGCAAACCGCGUCAAACGGGAUUUUUAUAUGGACGACUUGCUCACCGGAGCGGACUCUUUGAGCGAAGCCAAGCUAGCGCGAGACGAAAUCAUAGGGCUGUUAAGGCUGGGGUUGUUCGAGUUAAGCAAAUGGGCGUCUAGUUGCCCAGAGUUGCUCGAGGGCCUGGAUGAUCAAAACCGAGAACUCGUUGUCAUAAAAGGUGAAACAGAUUCGUGUAUUCUAGGAAUUCAGUGGAAUCAGGUUACCGACACGUUCCAUUUUUCUUAUGAGCUAAGUUCAACAGGUGACGUUGCGUCUAAGCGCAUGAUCCUAUCCGAAAUUGCAAGGUUGUUCGAUCCACUGGGCCUUUUGGGGCCGGUCGUUGUUGUCGCGAAAAUAAUACUUCAGGAUCUCUGGCAGGCGGGCGUUCAGUGGGACGAGUCCGCACCCCAGGAGAUCCAUACUCGCUGGUCCGGACUUAAGUCUCAGCUGACCAGUUUAAACCAGGUGCAGGUUCCCCGUGGUGUCAAGUUCAGGUCGGAUCCGCACCUCGUCCAGUUACACGGGUUCUGCGAUGCCAGUCAACGAGCGUACGGGGCUUGCGUCUACGUACGCACUCGACUCGGACUAAACGAGUGGCGUUCUGAGCUGCUGUGCUCAAGGUCUCGAGUCGCACCGCUCAAGGCGGUGUCCUUGCCCCGGCUAGAAUUGUCCGCCGCGUUGCUGCUAGCUCGGUUAGUAGUCAAGGUCGGUGAGGCUUUGAGUUUAACUUCGGUGCAGGUCUUCCUCUGGUCGGACUCCACCAUCACUUUAAACUGGAUAGCUUCGCCAUCCAGAAGGUGGACGGUGUUUGUGGCGAAUCGGGUCGGGGAGAUACAACGUCUAACCGAGGCUAAGGAUUGGCGUCAUGUAGCUUCACAUAGUAAUCCAGCUGAUCACUUAUCGCGCGGAUUAGAUCCUCACGAAUUGUCUAGCGCGUCGCUGUGGUGGCAUGGGCCCUCUUUCUUACAAGCUGAGGAGGAACAUUGGCCGGACACCGGGUUUCAGCGAUUAAAGGACGGUAUGCCCGAACAAAGGGCGGUAGUGGCCACCGUGGCCGUAAUUCAAGAUCACGUCGUCAAUGAGCUGCUAGUCAGGGUCUCCGGCCUCAACAGGGCGUGUCGUAUCCUGGCUUAUUGCCUAAGAUUCCUCAAAGCGCGACGACCGACCUCGCCCACCAGACUCGUAUCCCACGAGGAGGCGGCGUUCGCGCUAAACGUUAUGUGCAAAACGGUGCAGGCCCUGGCAUUCCCUGGUGAAGUCGGAGCGCUGACUAGGGGGGACAACGUCAACGCUCGUAGCAAUAUACUUUCGCUAGCUCCGUUUGUAGACGAAGGUGGUUUGUUGCGAGUAGGUGGCAGGUUAAGGAAUUCGGGUCUGCAGUUUGACGCUUGCCAUCCUGUUUUGUUACCCCGCAGCCACACGUUAACUUUACGGAUAGUGGAACACGAGCACCUUCGAAACAUGCACGCCGGGACUCAAGCCACCAUGGCAGCCGUCAGGCAGCGAUUUUGGCCGCUGUCGUUACGAUCCACCACACGUAGAGUCAUACAAAGGUGCGUGCCUUGUUCCAAGGUCAAACCGCGGAUGUCUGAGGCCAUAAUGGGUGCGCUGCCGGCCGGGCGCGUCACGGUCUCGAGGCCUUUCUCACAUUGCGGAGUCGAUUACGCCGGGCCGGUAGUAUUGAGAGAGGGUAAGAGGCGCAAUGCCAAAAAUCAUAAAGCGUAUGUAUCAGUGUUUGUUUGUUUCGCUACAAGAGCGGUACAUUUGGAGUUGGUUAGCGACCUCACUUCGGACGCGUUCAUUGGCGCGUUUAAACGGUUCAUCUCGCGACGAGGGAGGCCCUCUCACAUGUACUCAGACAACGGAACCACAUUCGUAGGAGCCCGAGGACAGCUCAAAGAGCUGUAUAGUUUUUAUUGUAAUCAGCAAACGCAGUCCGACGUUGAGCGAUUUCUGUGCGAGCAGGAAAUCUCGUGGAAUUUCAUUCCCCCGAAUGCCCCACAUUUCGGCGGGUUGUGGGAAGCGGCGGUUAAAUCUGCCAAGCAUCAUCUAGCUCGGGUAGUCGGCAAGGCUCACUUAACGUUCGAGGAGAUGCAAACGGUACUUUCGGAAAUAGAAGCAAUCCUUAAUUCUCGCCCUCUUACUCCAUUGAGCGCGGAUCCGAAUGACCUAGCAUAUCUAUCUCCGGGACAUUUCUUGGUUGGCACGGCGCUGAACAGUUUCCCUUGCCGCGAUCUAAAUGAUGUAAACGAAAAUCGACUUGUGCGUUGGCAAAGAGUAGAACAAAUCCGACAACAUUUUUGGCGCAGAUGGAGUGCAGAGUAUCUACAUUCACUGCAGGAACGGCACAAGUGGAAAAACAACAAGGGUCCUCAAUUAACACCUGGCCAAGUUGUUCUGGUUAAGCAGCAAAACCUGGCUCCGUUGCAGUGGACGUUGGGACGAAUUCAGGAGGUUCACCCCGGACCUGAUGGCGUCGCACGAUCCGCUACUGUCAAGACCGCUAAGGGUGUAUUUGUAAGGCCGUUGUCGAGGAUCGCCGUAUUACCCUUGGACACGUGA